CAAUGCCGUUGGCCAUGCAAACUACCCUCCACGUGGUUUUCAGAGAACAUAUAUGUGGAAAGCAAUCGGCAUUCUGUGUAUAUACUGUUACCAAAAAGACAUAGUCACUAUUCUUAUCCCUCAUUUCGUAUCCGUAUCCUUACCCUCUACAAUCUCAAAAAGCAAAAGAUUUGGAGGUUUUCAAGACUGUAGCCUUGAUGAUGCAAAGGAAGGAGCAUCUGGGGCGGGCAAGGCCCCGAAGGAUUUUAAC
Molecule: messenger RNA, 250 nt
Organism: Racocetra persica
Lineage: Eukaryota; Fungi; Glomeromycota; Glomeromycetes; Diversisporales; Gigasporaceae
Source: the annotation of a GenBank genome assembly